Hippoglossus stenolepis (Pacific halibut) is the source of this 1737-nucleotide messenger RNA. RefSeq lists its product as uncharacterized. The record is from RefSeq and is a predicted model, not a curated record. Bases 110 to 745 code for a protein of 211 amino acids. The transcript is spliced from 7 exons. Lineage: Eukaryota; Metazoa; Chordata; Actinopteri; Pleuronectiformes; Pleuronectidae.
CCGACAUGUCAGACGAGUCCACAUCCAGAGACUAUCAGUCCAUUUCGUAAGUAGGCUUCUUACAUUAAGGUGGUUGAAAUAAGAGGCUGUGAGCGGCUGAACCUCUGCAAUGCAUCGACACAGUACAGAUUAUCAACCCGUCAGAGACAUGCCGCAGAUAUAUCCAGAGUCCUGGAGUAAGUUCUUUGUGGUCCUGACUGGAAAAACGAACGACACUCAUGGAGACUUUGUAAAGAUAAUUAAAAACAACGGACACACUGAGGUCACCACUCCUGAAGAAUGUGACUACUGUCUGCUCUUCUGUCCCAUCACUUCACGAGUUGGAACCGACGUGGGUUUGUCCCUCAGACACAUUCCUGAAAAUAAACCGACGAUCCUGGUGGUGAUGUAUCACACCUUUGAUCGUAACCACCACGUACUCGACAGCAGGAGGCUGACGGACGACCCGCGUGUCCACCUCAAAGUGAACUGUCUGUUCCAUGAGCAGAAACUGCUGAGCUGUAGCUGCAACGAUAUCGCGCAGUUUGAGAUCCGGAGGUUUCUUGGAUUCCCCCAGAACUCCUGGUCCAUCAUCAGUUACGUGAUUUGGCCCUGGGUCGUUCUGCUUCGCUUCCUGACCUGGCUUUGCUCCCGGGCAUGGCUUUGCUCACGGGCACCGGCACGGUGGUUCAUGUGGCUCGGAUAUAUCUUGGUCUCUGGCCCCAGGAACUUCUGGAAUUACUUAAGAGAAUUACUCGGGUGUUAAUAUUCUAGCAUCAGGAACCAUCCGGUGAUUUUCGGUUUAGGCCUGUUGGGGGUUCUUUCUGUCAUUGCUCUGGUGAUCAUUAUCGUGGAACUGAAAUAACAUGACAGGACAGUGAACACGCAUGACAACACAAAAUCAAAAUAAGGAAUCUAAAAUCUCUUUGAAUCUCAUUAUCACAAUUAAUUAUUCCUAAAGUGAGAAGUCUAAAGUGUCAUGUAUGUGUAAUUGUGAAGGUUCCGGGGCUGAAGAUUGUCAUGAGAAAUGUUACGACAUAGUUUUUCAUUCAGGAGAGAAAAAUGAAGAAAAUGCAUUGAACAGGAAUAAAGACAACUCCAGUUUGCCAGAUCUGGGCCACAAGGAAGACUUAGCAAAACCACAUGUCAGCCGAAAGUGGGAAACUUCAGGCUCAUGUCAGCUUUGUCCAGAAGAGCCGCAUUAAUGCCUUCAUCUGUAUCAUGUCUGGGAAAGAGGUGGUGGUCUAUGGGAUCAGAGCCGUACAGGUGAAAGUUAUUGCAAGUUGAAAAGUGAGCAGCUUGAAAAGGUUGAAACUAUUGUCAUAAAACAAUAUGAGCUUCAAAUCAAGGCGACAGACAAUGAGCGAGGGAGAAGGAAACUAACUCACUGUAUCUAAAUCAAUGUAAAAGUUAUCUCAAGUUAUAAUGGUCUUAUAGUUUUAGCGCAGAUUUUAAGAUGGACUUGAAAAAGCAAAUUGGUUCAUGCGGAUUAAAGAGCAAAUUGGUGUCAGCAGUAAUUUAUGCUUUUGAGAAAUAGGUUUUCUGUCAUGUUCAAAGUUGCGUCGACUAGAAUCACACGUGCUCCGAUCCGAUGAGGUUUCCAAUGAAGACUCGCUUUUAUUUAAAAUACUGAUUGUUGCUGCUUUAUGCUGCUUAAAAUACUAAGAUCACAUUUAUAAUCGUCAUGUUUGUGCCGCUUGUCUCUGUAAACGUUGUUUUCCAUUUGAAAAUGAAUCAAUAAAAGUCUCGUGAAACAUU